AUGAAGAAGAAGAAGAAGGGUAAAAGUAUGAACAUUGCAAACAUAAAGGAAGUUAAUCAUUAUUUGAUCACUAAUCUAAAUCUUAUUACAAUUUUUCAAGAUGAACUUACAAGCCAAGCUCAUGUGAGGAGACGACACAAUCAUAAAAUAGACCUUGUCAUUCCCAGUAAUAGCACAAUUCCCUCCCAAGAAGGUGAAAAAAAUAUAUUGUUGUGGAAACUUAAAAAUUUGAAAAAAUUUAAAUAUCUACAAAGGAAGAGGCAAAGGAGGAAAAAUCUCAAUUUUUCAAGACACAGUAUGAACAGAAGCCAUGCAAAAAAUGAAAACAUAAAAAGAAGAAUUUCAUCAACCCAGACGAAUGUAAUUCCUCCAAAUGCACAAAGGAGGAAUGAUUUUGAGGCUACUUGUUAUCUUCUCAUCGACAAAGAAUUCUUCGGGCCUCCCGUUACUGUAACCUGUCACAAUGCUGGAAGCAGUGUAAGAAAGAGCACUAAGAAUUCGUGUGUUCAAAAGGAGGAGAAGCAUUUUCAGAACAGCCCCUUGAAACGUACACAUGCAAAGGGAGAAUGGAAAACUGGCAAGGACAUUGCAAACGGUACAAGUGACAGAAUCGGUAGAAUCAGCAGAAUCGGUAGAAGCAUCAGAGACGGUGGAAACACAUUGAACUCUGAUGGUUGCACUCAGAGGGGAAGAAACGAAAAAAUUGAGAAGGGACAACGCAAGCAAAUUUGCAAAAAAGAAUCAAGGGGCGAUAGAACAAGUGGAAGGAGAAGACGACACACUGGUGAACAUUCCCAAGAUGACCACACUGGUGGAGACGAUUCUCAGCACGACAUGUGGCAAGAUAACGUAAUCGAAAGGAUGCUAACAGGAAAAAGGGCGAUGGCCAUAAGAAAGAAUCUAUACAUAAUAAACAGAAGAGUGGUGUAUCCUAUAAAGUAUUGCCAGUUAAGUCCAAAGAGUUAUUUAUUUUUUUUUAUUAAUCAUAAGAAGAUUCGACAUUUGUGCUUUUACACUUACUGCAGUUUACUUACACCUGAUGGUGUUCUGAAGCAAGGACUUCAAAUAAAAAAAUUGUAUCAUCUUGGAAGUAAAAAAAAAAAAAAAAUAAUAAAAAAAAUUAUUACUAAUGCAUUGGGGAAGAAAAUUCAUUAUGUUGAUGAUAGUGUUCCAAAAAGGGACAUUCACGAGGAGGUAAUAAUCUCUUUUUUGUUAAAAAAUUGCAUUUAUAGAGAUUUGUUGUGGUUAUAUCUUCCCUCCACAAUGUGCAAAGUUGGCAUGAAAAGAAAUAUCAAAAUAAAACACAAAAAUGGAAAAGCAACAUGCUGCAAGGGUGAUAAAAUCAAACCUCCCAUCAAACAGAAUGUCAACACAGAUUCGAAUAGAAGAAGAAUUAUUCUUACUUCCAAUCUGUUACUAUCAAAGGGAGAUGAUAAUAAUACUAGUGACAGAAAAGAAUACGAUAAUGAUUAUGAUUAUGAAAAAAAUACAAGUGCACAUCCUUCGGAACAACUUACUAUCACCAAGCAGUGCAAUAUAAAUGAAAAAAAAAAUAACCCUAAUGCCUCUGAAGGUAUGUGUAAAGCUGAUACUGUAACCAGUUGGGAUAAUUUUCUCUUAAAUAGAACACUGUUGAGGGAUGAAAAUUAUGAAAACACAUUUUUUCUUAAAUCGAGAGAGAAUAACCAACCCUUAAGUCAUAGCAACCAAGUUAAAUUCUACAAAAUGAUGACACAAUGCAAACGUGUAGGAAAUUAUAUUCGUUCGAUAAGUGACAUGUAUUCAGGAAGUGUUAAUCAUUCGAAAAGUUUUAUCCUUUCGAAAAAGUGCACACAUUGGAAGGACACAAAUGGGUUAACUGACAAAUCAGAAGUAGAACUCACAGAGAGGGAUUACCCUUAUGAGAUUACAAAAAAAGAAAAUACAAAACUGAAUGAGAUUCCUGAUGGGAUAGGAGGAACUUCCUUCCGGAAGAGAGGAAAUAAUUUCAGCGAGUAUUGUGUGGUUAACCAAAUGGGCAAGAUGCCAAAAAGGGGAAUAGCGAAGGAGAAAAAAAUUCUGAUGGCCAAACUUCAGAAAUUCGAAAAGGAACUAUUUUUUGUAAACAGAGAGUCGCGACAUGGAACCAAACGAUGGAAGGCAUAUUGUGAAGAGGAAUUUCCCAAGAAAAAUCAAGUUUUGCCAAUUGUGAGACGGAUAACAGAUAUUUACAGUAAAUGGAAAAUAAAAGAAGAGAAAAAAAUUGCCGGAUUUCUGAUUUUUCAUCUCCUUUUUUUUAACAAAAAGUAUAUUUAUUAUAAUGACAAAAGAGAAGAAUCUUCAUCUUCUUUAUUUAAAAAUAGAGUAGUAUCUAGUGAAGAAAGGCUGGAGAAUGAAGUAUUCCCUACGAGCUAUAACUUUGAUCACUCGGGAGAUUACCACAAUUGGUUUUUUAACUCUUUCGAUUAUGUUGGCCAUGUUGAUUUGCCAAGUGGGGGUGACACCGAUUCGUUUGUUCAGGCAUUUUUGAAAAAAAUUGGCAAAACGGAUGGAAAACAAAACGUGGAAGAAUGUUUGGACGAACCCGAAGGAGAGACAUCUCAAGCAAAGGUAGUGCCUCGCGUUAUGGAUAACGGUGCCCAUUUGAAAAAAAGGAACGGUGAGGAAGCAAGGGCAGUAAUGAAUGAAUCUCAGUGCAUAACCAAAGUGUGCGGAAAAAAACCUGAACAAAUGGUGUUCCAGAACUUGAAAGAUAAAAUACUAAGAAAAGAAAAACAGAUAAAUGAUAUUUUUGAACACAUGAGCAGACAUGCUAUCAGAAUAAGCAAGAAUAUAAAAUUAUCAAACAUAAGUAGAUAUGAUGAUUAUCCUUUCGAUUUCUCAUAUAAUGAGAAGGUGGACUCGUCAAAUACCAAUUCAGUGCCAACAAUAGAAGAAAUAAAAAUGAUUAAUACAAUAUUGAACACAAGAUUGACAAAAUUAAAUGAAGAGGAAAAAAAAUGUCUUUGGAAGUUUCGCUUUCAAUUAGUUAAUAGAGAAGAAGCAUUAGGAAAAUUUUUGAAAAGUGUUAACUGGGAUAAUGAAAUAGAAAAAGAAGAGGCAACUUAUUUAUUAUAUAAGUGGUCAAAACCAAGUUUGGAAAAUUGUCUUGAGUUGUUAAACAUGAAUUUACAUCAUCGAGAAAUUAAAAAAUAUAUUAUUAAUAUAAUUAAUGAAACCAAAAAAGAUCAGAUAAAAUUAUACCUCUUCCAACUAGUACAAUGUUUGCGAACUUUUAAUUAUGAACAAAUUGAUCAUUUGUUUAUGAACACGUUAAUAAAUAAAUGUGUCGUGUCUAAGAAAUUGUCAAUUUAUUUGCACUGGUUUCUUUUAAGUGAAACAAAAGAUAAAGCAAAAGGAAAUUUGUACAUUCAUAUCCACAAAUUAUUCAUCAACAAAUUAAUGACGUCCAAUUUAAAAAAAAAUAAAAAAAUUCUAGAUAUUCUCAAAAACCAAAACCGAUUUAGAAAUCAAUUGUUAUAUCUCACCAAAAUUUCGAAAAGGAAAUCAGAUCGUAUACAAAACAAAACAAAGAAAUUAAGACAAUUCUUAUUCUAUUAUAGACAAAAUUAUGGAUGCAUAGUUAUUAAAGAGUUUAUAAAAAAUAACAUUUUUCUUACAGAUAAUGAUAUUUAUGAUUUUGUCUCCUUGUCCAUUGCGAGGAGUAGCCCGAAGGCACCCGAUGGGGGACAAGAAGGCAACUCCAUCAUAACAGAUAAGCAGAAUGACGAGGUGAGUGAUAACAGAACUGAUAAGACAACCGAUAAGAGAACUGAUAAGAGAACUGAUAAGAGAACCGAUAGGAAAACCGAUAAGGAAACUGAUAAGUCUAGAAAUAGAUCUAACGAAGAAUCGAAGGAUGAAGUACAAAGUCUGUGUGACACGAGAAAUUCCAUUUACUAUCUAAACAGAGAACUGGCCAUCGUUUUCAAUCCAGAGGAAGAUCUGUACUGCUUCCAGUACGACCCGAGCGUACAUACAUAUUCACAGAACCUGAGUUCCAAUAUGAGCAAUGACUCUAGCAAAACUAUAACGUACAUUGAUGAUUCGAAGGGAUCUAAAAUUGAAAGAAAUAGAGACAUUUCUUUUUUUUCCAAUUUGUUGCAGUUUAAUGAAAACUUUGAUUUUUUUCUUAGCACGGCGUACAGCGAUGAGGAUAAUAACAUCGACAUUUUGGAUGAUUCCAUAAGUAUUGUUAGGGAACAGAAAAUAAAAAAAAUUCAUACACCGUUAAUUUUGCCCAUUGACCCAGAUAUAGAAUUUUUAAGUUUUUUACCUGAACAGUCAUACGUUUUACGUUCUUCCUUAUAUCCAAUUGUUAUAGCUUGUUUAGUCAGAAAAAAAAUAAAACUUGCACAUGAAAAUUUUCACAAUUUGAUAAUUAAUAAACAAAAAUAUUUAAAGAAAAACAUAAAAAAAAAAAAAAACUAUUCUGUAUAUCAUUCGUUUAACUCAAAAUUUAUUAAAGCUUUGUACACCUCCUUUGAUUACGCAAGUGAUUUUGAAUAUCAUUACAAAAAUGUAAAAUUCCAUGGAAACAAUAUCUUUUACAAAUCUAGAAAGAUAGAAAAGGUAGGGAUAUCAAAUAGCGGGGCACCCCGUCCCAGUAACGGAGCGCCCACAGGCGAGAUAAAGGAAGAAAAGGGAGAAACAAAAGGAGAAGCAAAAGGAGAAGCAAAAGGAGAAGCAAAAGGAGAGGCAAAAGGAGAAGCAAAAGGAGAAACAAAAGGAGAAGCAAAAGGAGAAGCAAAAGGAGAAGCAAAAGGAGAAGCAAAAGUAGAAGCAAAAGGAGAAGAAAAAGGAAAAAAAUAUAUAUAUGACCAACGAGGGCCGACAUAUAACAAUGUUUCGAAAGGAUGGUCAUCAGGAAAUUUUUUAACUUCAUCUUCUCAAAAAGGGGUUACAAGUGAAGAAGCAGAGGGAAUGAUGAGAGUUAUGAAUAUUGCUGAAGGAAUUGGCUCGAAAGAAGUUCGACAGAGUGGGUGUGGUCAGAGGGAGACGAAAAAGGAGUGGCCAAAGAUGAGGAAGCCGAAUGAGAAGAAUGAUUCAGAAGAACGAUUCCUCGAUAGGGAACAUCCAAGUAGGGAAGAAGGAAAUAGAAUCGUGAUAGAAAAGGGAGGAGGCAUAGUAAUACAACAUGAAAGGAAAAGUAAGAAAGAAAAGCAUAAAAAAUGCAUAAAAAGAUAUAACGAAAUAUAUGAACUGUCCAUAAAAAAGUAUAUUUACAAAGCAGGGGAUGAUCUGAGACAAGAUCAUUUGGUCAUACAAAUAAUAUACAUUAUAGAUAAUAUAUGGAAACGGUAUGGACUGAACUUAAAAUUAACUCUUUACAAAGUUUUAUCUCUGUCAACAGAUGAUGGAUUUAUUGAGUUUGUUGAUAAUGCUGAAUCUAUUUCAUCUAUUAAGAAAAAUUAUAAAGGAGAAAUUAGACAAUAUUUUAUUGAAAACAGUACCGAUCCGAAUUCACCUCUAGGUUUUGAUCCAAACAUUUUAGAAAAUUUUAUUUCAAGUUGUGCAGGAUAUAGUGUUAUAACAUAUUUGCUAGGUAUAGGAGAUAGACAUUUAGACAACCUUAUGGUCUCACCAGAUGGAUGUUUUUUUCACAUCGAUUUUGGAUACAUAUUUGGAGAAGAUCCUAAGCCUUUUUCUCCUCCCAUGAAAUUAUGUAAAGAAAUGAUUGAAGCCAUGGGAGGGGCCCAUAGUAUCGGUUAUGAAAAAUUUUUAAAAAAGUGUUGUUUAGCAUAUAAAUACUUACGAUAUCAUUCCAAGUUAAUCAUUAGCUUACUUGAUUCCAUGUGUGAAUCAGGACUUAAGGAUAUGAAAAUGAGCCCCCAGUUGUGUGUACAGAAAGUUCAGGAAAAGUUCAAACUGGACUUAAAUGACGAGGCAGCCGAGAUUUAUUUUUUAGGUGUUAUUAAUGCAUCUGUCAAAACGCUUUUCCCUGUUGUGGUGGACAAGCUUCACGAGUGGGCUGUCAACUGGAAGUGA
Molecule: messenger RNA, 6006 nt
Organism: Plasmodium gonderi
Lineage: Eukaryota; Apicomplexa; Aconoidasida; Haemosporida; Plasmodiidae
Product: phosphatidylinositol 3-kinase
Exons: 1
Coding region: 1-6006 (2001 amino acids)
Biological process (GO): phosphatidylinositol-3-phosphate biosynthetic process; autophagy of peroxisome; phosphatidylinositol-mediated signaling
Cellular component (GO): cytoplasm; phosphatidylinositol 3-kinase complex, class III, type II; membrane
Molecular function (GO): 1-phosphatidylinositol-3-kinase activity
Source: RefSeq, a predicted model, not a curated record